Messenger RNA from Merops nubicus (carmine bee-eater), 769 nucleotides. RefSeq names its product WD repeat domain phosphoinositide-interacting protein 1-like. Gene Ontology annotation, cellular component: extrinsic component of membrane; cytosol; phagophore assembly site membrane. The annotation marks the transcript as partial. The record is from RefSeq and is a predicted model, not a curated record. Gene Ontology annotation, molecular function: protein binding; phosphatidylinositol-3,5-bisphosphate binding; phosphatidylinositol-3-phosphate binding. Lineage: Eukaryota; Metazoa; Chordata; Aves; Coraciiformes; Meropidae. Gene Ontology annotation, biological process: protein lipidation; autophagy of mitochondrion; protein localization to phagophore assembly site. The transcript has 6 exons.
CCAGCGCUCCACCAGCCUGCACCCGGUGCCAGGCGCUGCCCCAAAACCGGCCCUGGCCCUGGCCCUGGCCCUGGCCCCAUCCCUGCUGUGUGGGCUGAGCCGUGUCCCUCUCCCCUCCCCAGGUCUCUGUGCUCUCUCCAUCAACCACGCCAACUCCUUCUUGGCUUACCCCGGCAGCGCCGCCAGCGGGGAGAUCGCCCUGUACGAUGGAAACACUUUGAAAACAGCCUGCACCAUUCCUGCCCACGAUGGGCCGCUGGCCGCUCUCGCCUUCAACUCCACCGGCUCCAAGCUGGCAAGUGCUUCUGAAAAAGGCACAGUCAUUCGUGUGUUUUCCAUUCCUGGGGGGCAGAAGCUGUAUGAAUUCCGGCGAGGGAUGAAAAGGUAUGUGAACAUCAGCUCCCUGGUGUUCAGCAUGGAUUCCCAGUUCCUCUGUGCUUCCAGCAACACGGAGACCGUGCACAUCUUUAAACUGGAGCAUCUCACUGACAGCCGGCCAGAAGAGCCUCCAACCUGGAGCGGGUACAUGGGGAAGAUGUUCCAGGCUGCUACCAACUACCUCCCUGCUCAGGUGUCGGGCAUGAUGAACCAGGAUCGAGCCUUUGCCACCGUCCGCCUCAACAUCUCCGGCCAGAGGAACAUCUGUGCCCUCUCCACGAUUCAGAAGCUGCCUCGGCUGUUGGUGACUACGUCGGAUGGACAUCUUUAUAUCUAUAACUUGGACCCCCAAGAUGGAGGAGAGUGUGUCUUAAUGAAGAAGCACAGGUAA